Arabidopsis lyrata subsp. lyrata is the source of this 2315-nucleotide messenger RNA. Its product is annotated as U-box domain-containing protein 4. Gene Ontology annotation, molecular function: protein binding. The coding region runs from base 544 to 1962 and encodes 472 amino acids. The record is from RefSeq and is a predicted model, not a curated record. Lineage: Eukaryota; Viridiplantae; Streptophyta; Magnoliopsida; Brassicales; Brassicaceae. Gene Ontology annotation, cellular component: nucleus; cytoplasm. The transcript has 2 exons.
GUAUCUAUGUCGACGAGCUCUGCACGUGGCAUCGAGGUGUACCAUUCAAAUCUCUAACAACCGUUGGAUCAUCUAAUCUAACGGUCUAAAACAUCUCUUCCUCAAAGCCGUUCAUAACUCUCAAAAACCCAAUCGGCAACAGCCGUGUAUCGGAAUUACCAAAAAAGCCAACUGUCCCCACGUGUCUUGUGAACUUCAUUCUUCUCUUUGCAGGGGCUUUUUUGUAGUUUAACCAGGACCCUCCUCUGAGUACACCUAAAAGUCACAGUCACAUGGCUGGUGACACAGACAUGCGACCAAUACGCUUCUCCUUCUAAACCGUCGAUUUAAUUACAUCUAACUCUAAGAUCUCGCCACGUGUCACUUUGAUUUAGAAAACUCGUCACAGUCCCGUGAGUGAAGAAUCACCCAGAUACCAACAGCUACCAGCUUUUAAAAACCUUCUCUCAUCCUCUUCCUCAAAGCCUCCUCCUUUUUAAUCUCACCAUGAAUGUUCUGAGAAACUGAAGAACAAAUUUGAGUCAUUUUGAUAAAUUUACGAAGAUGGUUUCGGUGGAGGAACCGUUAUCUCAUUCCAAUUCCAAUCGCUUUCCGUUAACAACCGAUUUCUACGGUUCAUCUUCGCCGUCGGCGGCGAGGUUACACCGUCAAGCUGGCCGGUCGAUGAGGACAGUGAGAUCUAACUUCUACCAAAGCGGUGAUCAAUCUUGCUCAUUCGUAGGCUCAAUCGGCGAUAAGUCGGAGUAUGCGUCGGAGUUUCUGUCGGAUUCCGUCAUCGACAUGAGACUCGGAGAGCUUGCUUUGAAAAACAGUAAUUCUCUCAAUUCAAACGCUUCCUCAAUGAAAGAGGAAGCGUUUCUUGACAUUUCUCAGGCGUUUAGUGAUUUUUCCGCUUGUAGUAGUGAUAUCUCCGGCGAGUUACAGCGUCUAGCUUGCUUGCCGUCGCCGGAUUCUGAGAGAAAUGAGAGCGGCGGAGAUAACGAAGCGGCGCAGGAUCCAGAGUUAGAGAGGGAGCCUUGUCUAGGGUUUCUACAGAGGGAAAACUUCUCUACGGAGAUUAUUGAGUGUAUUUCGCCGGAAGAUCUGCAACCAACUGUGAAACUCUGUAUUGACGGACUUCGCUCUACUUCGGUGGCGAUAAAGCGAUCUGCUGCGGCCAAGCUGCGGCUACUGGCGAAGAAUCGAGCGGAUAAUCGUGUGUUGAUUGGGGAAUCUGGAGCUAUUCAAGCUUUGAUUCCACUUCUUCGUUGUAACGAUCCAUGGACGCAAGAGCACGCAGUUACAGCUCUCUUGAACCUCUCUUUACACGACCAGAACAAAGCUGUAAUCGCCGCAGGAGGAGCGAUUAAAUCACUAGUGUGGGUUCUCAAAACUGGGACGGAGACUUCAAAGCAGAACGCUGCAUGCGCGUUGCUUAGUUUGGCGCUAUUGGAGGAGAACAAAGGCUCAAUCGGAGCCUGUGGUGCGAUUCCGCCGCUGGUUUCUCUUUUGUUGAACGGAUCUUGCAGAGGCAAGAAGGAUGCUCUGACGACGCUUUACAAGCUAUGUACGCUUCAGCAAAACAAGGAGAGAGCGGUUACUGCCGGAGCGGUGAAGCCGUUGGUGGAUCUUGUGGCUGAGGAAGGGACUGGAAUGGCGGAGAAAGCGAUGGUUGUUUUGAGCAGCUUGGCAGCGAUUGACGAAGGUAAAGAGGCUAUUGUUGAGGAAGGAGGGAUCGCAGCGCUUGUUGAGGCCAUCGAGGAUGGAUCUGUGAAAGGGAAAGAAUUUGCGAUCUUGACGCUUUUGCAGCUUUGUUCUGAUAGCGUUAGAAACCGUGGGUUGCUUGUGAGGGAGGGCGCGAUUCCUCCGCUUGUGGGUCUCUCUCAGAGCGGCUCCGUCAGUGUUAGAGCCAAGCGCAAGGCAGAAAGACUUCUGGGGUAUCUACGUGAGCCAAGGAAGGAGGGAAGUUCAUCAAGCCCUUGAAAUGCAACCAUGUGGAGGUUUCAUCAGUCUAGUAUGUAUAUACUGAGUGUAUGUUUGGUGGUUUUGUAUAGUGUCUUUGUGUAGACUGUAAAAGAGAGAUCAAAUGAUUACCAGAAACUUGACUGACUUUUGAUCUCUCUCAUGUAUUGAUGAUUAAGCUAGUUUUUGAGGGGUUUCAAGGGAGAGUGCUUGUUUGGAUUACAAGUCUAGCAUUCAGGUUUUGGCUUCUGGUUUGUGAGGUGGGGUGGAUUAUGCUGAUUUUUAAGGCAAAAAGCUUGUAGUAGCGUCGGCAAAAUGCUUGUUCAAGAACUAAGCAAUUUUUAAUCGAUAUUUCUUGAUCAAAUUGUUUUAAC